CAAUGGAACUGUUGAAUUGUGCAGUUUAAAACACUUGAGUGCGAAGAUAUCGUUUUAUCUGAUAUUAACGAGGUUGAAUACAACGUUUUUUAAAUGCAGGAUACACGAGAGAGAAAUUGUAUUACUCUUGGGCACGAGACCAAUGAUCUUUAUGGAGUAGUUACUGGUAGAUGACCACGAAUAACUGUUAGAUGAAAAGAAAAGACACAUUUAUUGCACAAAUCCACAGUAGGGAAAGAAAUUCAACUACUACGGAGAUAGCUGCGUUCCUUACACAAGUACUUGUACUUUCGCCAAAUAUAAGGAUUUUUUUUCGUGGAUAAUCAAAAUCAAAUAAAACGUUAAUGUUGCAUGAGUGAAGAAUAGGCCAUACCUGGGAUAGCAUUAUAUAUUGGACUGUUGUUAUUUCGGCGAAAACGAGGAGGAAGAAUGUUUGCUCGUAGCAAAGAGGAAGAGGUGUAAUGCUGUUACCGUCACUUCGACCGGGAACAGUCACAAGUGGACUUACACUGCGUUUCAAACGAGAUGACUUCUGCAUGAAAUCGUGGGUCACAUUAAAAGGAAUACUUGGGUUAGAGGAAUAGCGAGUGUUCUACUAUAAGGCGCUAAUAUCGGAAUUUCAUCUGGAGACACGAUAUCUGACACCGAACUAAUCAUUUAACCACAGAAUUGGAGGUGCUUUAUUAACUGCGCACCACCAUGAAGAAAAUAAAGCACAUGCUCGGCAAGGGUGACGCGAACAUCAGCGGGCACUCGAGUGGUGGACAGAAUGACCAACCGUUCACCAUCUCGGGCCCGACGGACGUUAAGCACACACUGCACGCUGAACAUGACGCCCAGAGUGGACAAAUACAGGGGCUGCCAAAAGAGUGGUCACAGUGGCUGGUAGAAUCCAACAUCAGCUUAAGCGAUCAGAAGCAAAACCCAGGUUUGGUGGUCAAUGCCAUGAAGUUACUGGACAACCGGCACACAGCCACUGGGGAGAAAUACAUGGACUUUCAAAAAUGGAACUCCCAGGAUUCUCUUGACCACGUGAGUGACACAUCCUCAGAAAGCGGAGCCACGCCCACCGAUGACGACCAAACGCUGGGGUUUGACUAUAGACGAUAUCUUGUCUCGUUAUACGAAGACGCCGAGUUGAACCAACACUGUAUUGAGGAGAAAGUGGAGAAAAUGAGGCUAGAGCGAGACCAGGUGGUGGGCGGGACCACAGGUGUCGAACAGGACAAAGCAGCAGCGGAUAAAAAGGGUGAAAACGCGCAGCACAGUACUAAUGACGACAAGGAACAAAUCAAAAAGGGAACUCACGACAAAAUCGAAGAAAAAGACAAAGAUAAAAAGACGGAAAACAAAACCGAUGAAAAUCUCCCCAAAGCACAAUUGCGACAGAAAAAGAAGAAAAAGAAAAAGCACGAAUCCGCGGUAAAGAUGACUGAAAAAGAAAUCAUCAAGAAACUGAAUGAACUUGCAAAUAUGACGGACGAUCCACUGAUGCGAUAUAAUUUGGGAAAGAAACUUGGAGAAGGAGCAUCAGGAACUGUUUGCCUAGCUACAGACAUUACCACGGGGGGCACUGUGGCAAUCAAGAUGAUGGAUUUGGAGAAACAGACCAAGAAGGAAAUGAUCAUAUCGGAAAUUCUGGUGAUGAAAGAACAACAUCACCCACACAUCGUUAACUUUCUAGACUGCUAUUUGGUGGAGAAAGAGUUUUGGGUUGUCAUGGAAGUCCUGGAAGGUGGCGCUCUCACCGACGUUGUCUACGAGACGGUCAUGACGGAGGGACAAAUGGCGGCUGUUACAAAAGCCUGCAUCAACGCCCUGGCGUUCUUACAUUCCAAAAACAUUAUACACCGAGAUAUCAAAAGCGAUAACGUAUUACUGGGACAAGAUGGAGAGGUGAAACUUACGGAUUUCGGGUUUUGUGCGCAAAUUACUCCGGAGAGAAUGAAAAGAAACACGCUCGUGGGAACUCCCUAUUGGAUGGCUCCAGAGGUGGUAGCAAGGAAUCAUUACGGCAAGAAGAUUGACAUAUGGUCUCUCGGUAUCAUGCUGAUAGAAAUGAUUGAAGGGGAGCCGCCAUAUUUGACUGAAGCCCCGUUGAGAGCCCUAUAUUUGAUCGCAACCAAUGGAAAACCAGAAAUCAAGUCGGCAAACAGGCUGUCUCCAGAGGCGAGAGAUUUCCUGGACAGGUGUUUGGAGGUGGAUGUCGAAAAGCGAGCCUCCGCUGCACAGCUUCUUGACCAUCCAUUUUUGGCCAAGGCCAAGCCGCUCACGUCGCUGAAACCUUUAAUUGAAAAGGCGAAAGUGUGUGCCGCGAACAGGAGCAGUUAGAGAGAGAUGAAUUUUUUUUAGUUUGUUAAACGGAAAGCCAAACUAGUGACGUUUUCUGAAAACAUUUAUAGAAAGACCUCCGACCGGUAUUUGCCACGGCAAAAGCGAACACUUGUAAAAUUGGUGGCAAGAACCAGGCCACUCUCAUGGCGAGAUAUCAACUGUGGGCUGUGCAGUCAAAAUCGGCGAAAAAUUGUCCAUGAAGUUGAUAAACAGAGAUGGAAUGAAAGGAUUAAAUCUGCCUUGAUCAUUUGACUUUGUUUAAUAGUGGAUUCCAUAACACCAAUUCUAAAAGGAUUAUUUGGUAUUCUGCGACUACUGUUUAUUCUUACACCGCAUAAAUGCUGCGAUCAGCCUGUCUCUGCAUCAUCACCGAUUUAACAUUAAGAUCACCUGUAGACAGUCUCUCUAAUGAUGUAGUAUAUACCUUGGACAAAUCCAUUAUAGUACCUAUGUUGGACCAAGCAUAUGCAAAUAUAUCAGGAAAAAUUAAUUGAGGCCUGUUGUUAAUAAAGUACUUAGUAACUCUCCCACAAACUACACCCAUUUUUACUAAUAUAUUUGUUUUGUAUAUUAAAUAUGCAAUGCGUCUGGGAAAUGAACGGUUAAA
This is a messenger RNA of Lingula anatina, 2941 nucleotides long. Its product is annotated as serine/threonine-protein kinase PAK 3. The record is from RefSeq and is a predicted model, not a curated record. Gene Ontology annotation, biological process: protein phosphorylation. Lineage: Eukaryota; Metazoa; Brachiopoda; Lingulata; Lingulida; Lingulidae. Gene Ontology annotation, molecular function: ATP binding; protein kinase activity.